Molecule: messenger RNA, 8805 nt
Organism: Schistocerca serialis cubense
Lineage: Eukaryota; Metazoa; Arthropoda; Insecta; Orthoptera; Acrididae
Product: E3 ubiquitin-protein ligase SHPRH
Exons: 23
Coding region: 24-5405 (1793 amino acids)
Biological process (GO): protein polyubiquitination; DNA damage response
Cellular component (GO): nucleus
Molecular function (GO): ATP binding; ubiquitin protein ligase activity; ATP-dependent chromatin remodeler activity
Source: RefSeq, a predicted model, not a curated record
CCACCGGCAGAAUUUGUGGGAAGAUGCCUAAGCGGAAGUCUCAGCCCAAGAAAAAUGCAGCUGACUCACAAGUCCAGUUACUAUGGAAUAAAACAGUUGUUUACGGCCCAGAUCCUUUCAGAGGAGCUGGCACUUCACAGGCACGGAGGGAACAGCUUGUUAACAGUGACAUUAGUGAUACCGAUGACUCUUCUGGUGAAGAAGGCAGUAAUGAGCAUGAUAGUGACUCGGAAUUGUCUAUUGUCGAAGAGAGAGAAAGUAGGGCUCAGAGAUCCAGUCGAGAUAACAACUCGACUGAUUCAGACAUCGUGAUAAUUGAUGAAAUUAACUCUUCCAGUAACGCCGAACUUGAUGUGACAGUUAUUGAGGAUGAAUCAGGUCGAACUCCUCCACCAGGUCGAACUCCUCCAGAACUGAUUGUUAUAGACGACUAUCCAUCUCAUAAGAGAAGAAGAGUGAGUGAAAAGUCACGUUUCUCCAAGGGUCCCUUUUCAGUUCUGAAUGAGUAUGCAUCUGACUGUUCUUUUUAUUUAACAUUAAAAACUGAGCCACCCACAGAAGAAGCAUUCAUAGGUAGUGUUGUGAUUGAAGGAGUUACAUUUGAAAAAGUGGAGAAGGCUUCUUUCAUAAGACUGUAUAUAAGUGAAUUUCCUGGUAGAAGCUUUUUGUAUAUUAAAAAUAAGGUUUCAGAAGAUUAUUGCAUAAUAACUCAAAUUUUGGAUGUCACUCUUUUUUCAGGUCUGAGGAGCCGAGUAUUUCAUCUUGUAGCAGAGUGUGCUCCAGAACAUAAGCACAUGCUUGUACGUGUGUUCAUGAACACAAAUGCACCAUCUAGCUCCAAAGUAGAAUUACGCAAUAGAAAUUCUGUUCUUCAGUAUUUUUAUGCUGUUGAGCAUCCAGUGUACGAAGAUGUGGAAAGUGAAGCAAAUGAUCCACAAAUACUUUUCAACGCUAUUAAGAAAUAUCACCAGGCUGCAGGCUCUGUCACUAGUUCGGUCGAUGUUCAGCACCCGUCGUUAGUGCCACAACUUCGUUCUUAUCAACAGGAUGCCGUGAAAUGGAUGUUAGCUAGAGAAAACCAACAACCAGUAGAAGGUGACCUGCAUUGUUUGUACACAGAAAUUAAGAACUCGGUUGGAGAAGAAUUAUUUUAUAACAGAUUUAAUGGUGAAAUAAGAAAGGAAAAACCUUUGGCAGAUGUUCUUCCUACAGGGGGCAUACUGGCUGAUGAAAUGGGGUUAGGAAAGACAGUUGAAGUCCUCGCCUGUAUUCUUGCAAAUGUGCGGCCUUUGGAAGACGUAAAACUCGAAACUGAUUUCAAGGCUACAGUUGAACCGAUUGAAAACAGUGAAACCAUCAUAAGCACUAGUUCUGGUGGUCCCCAGUCUCCACAGCUAACUGUGGACUGUGUCCAAGAGACCGUCGAAAUUGUGACAGAAAAAACAGAAACUAUUGAAGUUCCCACAAAGAAUGAAAUUAAGUCUGAAGUGCCUACAGAUAGCACGUAUGAGCUCAGUGGAAAAGUGAAGCAAGAAUCAAGCUAUGAAAUGGAUGUAGAAGUAGAUAUUAAACUUCAAGCAGAAAUUUUCAGUAAGCAUGAGAGCAAAGUAAGGAAAAGGAAAGAAAACUCUAGAAAGUCUAAAGCACAGACUAAAAAAACAUACAGAGAUAAAAACACACAGAAUGAAUCACGUGACAGUGGUACAGUGGAAGACCACAUUUGGGAGACAAUUGAACAUGUUAUCUCAUUCUACUGUCAUGGCACUGACAGAAAACUUCGAAAACCUAGGCCAAAGAAUCUCUUAAGGUUAUCUCUGCAAAGACUCUAUGAACAGAAACUGGCAGAAAUGACUAGACGUCCACAGUUUGUGCCUCUGGCACGGCUUACUGUUCAGUGUGUAUGCGGUGCAGAAUCACCGAACAAGGCAAAGGUGUGCUGCUCACGUUGUGGACAGUGGCAGCAUAUGAAAUGCGUUGGUCUGUCUGCAAAGGAGAAGGGUCUCUACCAUUGUCCACAGUGCUGGCAGUUAAAGGAACCACUUAAAUCAGGAGCUACAUUGAUUGUAGCACCAGCCUCUAUUAGCUGCCAGUGGGUUGAAGAAGUUGGUAAACACAUCAGUGACAAAAGUUUCAGUGUUCUGGUUUACAGAGGAGUUACCAAGGGAUUUGUCCAGCCAUACAUUUUAGCCCGGAGUAAAGUUGUUUUGACAACAUAUGAAACUUUGAGGCGUGAACUUGUCUAUGUGGAAAUGAAUAAUGACUCAGCCAGAUUGCGGCAUGCCAAGCGGUUUUAUGCUCCGCCAUCUCCUCUCACAUGCAUCGAAUGGUGGAGAAUAUGUUUGGAUGAAGCCCAGAUGGUGGAAUCUCACUCGAGUAAGACUGCAGAAACAGCACGCCAUCUUUUGGCCGUUCAUCGAUGGGCAAUAACGGGAACCCCUAUACAGAAGUCAGUGCAAGACUUGUUUGGUCUUCUGCAGUUUUUGGAAGUUGAGCCAUUUACUGUUCUAUCAAAUUGGAUGUAUGCUUUGUACAAGCCAUAUUGUCUUGGUGACUAUGAACCACUUCAUAAACUGAUGUGUAAAAUAAUGUGGCGCACUAUGAAAUGGGAUGUAUUGACUCAGCUUGGUGUGCCAGAGCAGACAGAAAAGAUUCAUUGGCUACACUUCGCACCCAUUGAAGAGCAUUUCUAUAGAAUACAGCACAUUCUCUGUUCACAUCAGUUCCUGAAUAAAGUUCAUCAAUUUGCAGACAAAAACAUCAAGCUAAAAGACAUUGACAGGCACAGGUUGUUCAGGUUAUUAUCACCUCUUCUUUCACUUAGAAAAGCUUGUACACAUCACCUAGUUGUGAAAGAUUUUGCACCAGACAAGAAAACAAUGUCCCUGGAAGAAUUACAGACAGCACUAAUUAAAAAGACGAAGAAUGAAUGUGAAGAAUUUCUUCGUCAGUAUAUUGCUGCAUUAAAUGGCCUGGCUGCCAUAUUCAUAAUUUGCAAUACAUGGCUGAAAGCUGUGGAUGUCUAUGAGCGUGUUCUGAAGUUGAAUGAUGAAUUUAAGGGAAAGCUGAGUGUUGAUUCUCUUCAGAUGAUCCACACAUUACAUAACUUCGCAGAAAUUUUGGAACAGCAUCAGCAUGUUAGCUCUCUCAAUCUGACAUGUGAAGAUUUACGUGCUCAGUGCAAGACUGUUGAAGAGGAAUACAUAAGUAAAAGAGACUCUCAGGGUGAGGCAGCUUAUGAACAGCUUGAUUCACUGUCUAAAGACGUGGAGGAAUGUGCCAAGGAUUUAUCAAUGGCCAGGGGCGAAUGGUGGGAAGUUCUCAUACAAUACGUUAUUGUAGAAGGGCAUGAAGAUGAGUUUGUUAGUCGUGUGAGGAAUGAUCUUGUUGAUAAAAUGACCAAAUUUGAAGCAAAAUCAGUGCUGGAAAGGCUGAAGACAUUAAAAAGCAUUGAAUAUCAACUGUGCAGAUGGGAUGAAGAACUAAAUGAUCUUAGGAAGAAUUGUCUUAAGAGGCUAGAAUCACUGAAAGUAUCUCCAGUACCAAAACUGGUGAAUGAAAGUGUUGAAUGUCAUUUACGCAGUUAUUCAGCCAACAAGAAGAAGUGUUCUCUUUGUGUUUGUGAAAAUCUUAUAAAAACAUAUGAGACUAAAUUAUUUGCUGUCCAUACAAAAGAUGAAAGACACUCAUUGGUUGGACAAUGCCUUGUUCUUGGCAAGGCAGUACAAACUUCAUGGCAGUGGUCUCAAAUGGAGCAAGUAUUGAGAUCUAUACUGACACACAUUCGAGCAGACAGAUUUAAUGUUCCAGAGAAGAAGUCAUUGUUCAAAGAAGCAAACAAGCAUCUAAAACUGUUAGAUGCUAUGAAGAAAGAAUUCAGACAACUGAGAGUAGCAUGGAUGCGUUUAUUUGAUAUUGUCGCUGUGCAAGAUGAAACUAACAUGGCGAGGCUGCGGCUGAGAGUGCGUUAUCCUGCAGAGCCCCUACCAGCCCCUCAGAAGCGAAAUCUGGUCGGGCAGCUGAGCUCUAACAUUGUUAACAAAGUAGAAACAAUUCACAUCAUUGAAGAGUAUGAGGUGCAGUCACAUGCUGUCCGCCUAGAGGCAGAUCGUGCAAUAGCUUCAGCCGGGCUUCGAAAGAAAUUUGGAAUGCUUCAGUAUUUGGAAAAUCUUAACAAAGAUCCUGACCCAUGUCCUAUUUGCCACUGCAAGCUUGAGAAAAAGUGGAGUGUACUUCUCUGUGGCCAUUACUAUUGCAUGGACUGCAUACAAACGAUGUUGAAGAUCAGCGUAACCUCUGUCACGACAACAGUAAAAUGUGCCGUUUGCAGAGAAACAACACGGUGCAUUGAUAUUUCCUUUGUUAAUCUGGAAACUGAGGACAUAACUGGCUAUGAUGCAGAUGUCAAAAUUUUAGGCUCCCAUUCAAAGAAGGUAGAAGCAAUUGUAAAAACAAUGCUUAUCAUAAAGAAGGAAGACCCAGAAGCAAAGGCUCUCAUAUUCUCUGGGUGGGAGAAGCUACUGGAGAUAUUGAGAACAGCACUCGUCAUGAAUGGAAUAAGUGUCCGACAGUUACAAUCAGGAAACCGAUUUCAGCAGUGCCUAGCAGAUUUCAAGAACAAGGAUUUACGAGUGGAUGCACUCCUCCUCCCUGUCCGUUCCGGUGCCAAAGGUCUUAAUCUUACAGAGGCCACACACGUUUUAUUGGUGGAACCAAUUCUAAACCCUGCAGACGAGUUGCAAGCUAUUGGCCGCGUGCAUCGUAUCGGGCAAAAAAAGAAAACUACGGUUCAUCGGUUUUUGAUACGAGGAACUGUUGAAGAGAGGAUAUAUGAAGCUAUGCAUAGUGGUGCCAAAGACUGGAGUGAUGACAGUAUUACUUUGAAUCAUCUUAUGGGGCUUUUCACUGAUGCUGAAGGUGCUGCAGCUGCUACAUCUGCAGCUGCUCCAUCUGUUGUCACUUUAGAUGAUGGUAAUGAUAGUCAGUCAAACAUAGUUCAAAUGAACAAUAAUGCUCCUAACUCUGCCCAUGGAUUUUCACACGAAAGGUAUGAGCAUGAACGGGAGACUGAACAAGUAGCUUCUUCACUACGGGAUACACCGUCAACAAGUGCUUCGUCACAGUCGGCAGAAAUGUUUCAGGAUGUUGUUCAAGAACAUGUCACUGAUUUACAGUGUGCAGGUAGCAGUAACAAUAGUGUUGGUGUAAAUGUUGAUACUGGAACUAUGUUGGAUGUUGAUGAGAUAAACAGUUAUGAUCCUAUACCUGGCACCUCCCGUGACACAGGUCACCAUUUAGUGCAAAGUACAGUGGACAUUGUAAUGCCAGUUGGAAGUGUGCCAUCAACAAAUGACUCAUCAAUGGAAGAGGAAGGUAGUGCUUUGCAAGGUCUUGUUGAUGGCAUUUGAAGUGCAGCAAAAAGCACUUUGUUCCUUUAGUGAAUGAUUGUCGUGCAAUCUUUCUACAAUCAUUUUGUAACUUGCGGUUGUGUCUGAGAUAUGUGUUAGAGUGUAAGAAGCGAUUUGGAACUGAGUGUCAGGAAUUUCUUACAUUGCUACUUACUUUUGAUUAGUAACACAUGCAUUUUUAUGUAAUUUAUCAAUAACCUUUUGAACUCUGGCUCAAAAAUGUUGUGUGUAUGGGGAGGGAGGGGGCGGGGGUGUAUAGAGAGAGAGAGAGAGAGAGAGAGAGAGAGACUAUGUACAUGCACAAGCCAGUGUUAAUGUAGGUGGAAAGAUUAAUGUGAUAUUGUCAGAAUUUUAUUGACUGUCACCUCUCCAAAGCAAGAGAGAUUAAGUUGUGUAAAUCAUUGUAUUGUCCAAAACAAACUUAGGAAUUAUACCACAAAGCACAGGUAACAUUUUUGGAAAUGUUAUGUCUAACAUAUAAAAAUCUUCAAAUUUUUACCUUCACACUGUUAUCAAUUGCAGACCUUUCUAUUUAUUGCCUGUAUCAGUUAGAACAUGUUGAUCAGUUUGACAGGAAUUUAUCAGUGCUCCAUACAUUCUUGUCUGGAUUCUAUAAAGAACGUGAAAAUCUCUCUUUCUUGUAACAUUAUGGGAACAGCUCUUAAAAAGUUUUGAAAAAAAAAAUGAGAGAUGUGAUUCUGAUAACUGCCUUCAGAUCAUUCAUGUCUUUCAUGCAAAUGUGUUUGUUGCAGCUAGCAAAGAAUUAAUGUGAAAGUAAUCCUUCCUUCAUCCUCUCCAUCCUGUUACGUUACUGUACCCACUUCUUGUCUUCCUUUCACUCUCAAGUUCUCAGUAGAAUUUGGGCUUACUGAAAUUCAUGACUUAGCCCAACAUCAGUCUAUCUUAUGCAUGGCUGCAUAUGUUUAGUCAAUUUAAAAAUAAAACUGCAGUUGCCUUAAACACCAAUAACAUACGCCAGUUUGUGAACAAUCAGUGUCAGUAGAAAGAAACUACUGACUGCUUAGAUUGAUCCUCUUUCUUUCAGUUGCAUAUGCAGUGACAGCUCAAUACAUGUAACACACAUUGCAAAUGACAUAGGAAUGCCUUCAAACUUAAAGAAGAUAGAGUAGCUCACCAGUAUUUACCUCAGACGAUUCAUUAUCGGGAGGGUGGCACGAUGCGAGGACUGAUUGAAGAGUGAGUUCCCAUCAAUGGGCUUCAGAGAAACGAGUGCUUGCAGGAGGAUGUUGAUGGAUGGAUGGAUGGUACCGUGUAGUAUUAGCGGGCACUCGAGUCCCUUGAUUUAUGCUGUCAGGAAUGCUCAGCCUGGGGUCUUUUUGGUUUAAACAGCUGUGCAGUGAAUGCAUGCUGGCUGGUUAGGGUCUCUUUUCAACUUGUUCCCGUGCCCUCCCUGAGUAAAGAACAAAGUUGUGAAUGCUGGGAAUGGGUUUUCUACUUUUAUACGUGUCUACUGGCUGUAUGUAAAAUUCUACAGCACUGGCCAGCUAUAUAAUUUAACAGUCCUCUCGUAACAGUUUCUUAUUCAGGUUUAAUACCCUGAUGACAUAUUUUCGUCUAGUUAUUGAUACAAAGAGUUGCAUUUUGCUCACUCUUGAUGUGCAAAUUGAUACCUAUAAAGGCUUUGCGCAGGAAUGUAAAGAAGUGAUGAAGUUUUGCAUUGGUACAGAAAACAGCAGCAUGUUAACAAUGUUGUAUCAGUAUGGAGCCUGUUAAGUAUUGGAAGCAAUAUUUAAAAUUUUAUAGAUUCAAGCAGAUGAUCUUUCAUAAAGUUGCAUCACUAUUAUUGUUACAGUUUUCAACUCAUUAUUUCUUUGUUUACUGUGUUCCAGCAUCAUUUUGAAAAAAAUAAACAUUUUAUUCUGAAAAUGAAUUUCUAUUGACAUACAUUUAUUGAGGAAAAAUUCAGUUAUAAAUGGGACAAGACAUGUGUAAUAAUCAGUCUUACUGCAUCCACUGCCAAUGUUCACUGCCAGUACUUUGUAAUGUUUAAUGUAAAGCAGUCUUUGUAUCGAGUUAAGCAAAUCUGUAUAAAUAAUGGUGAUACCUUAUUGUACAAUCAGUAUGUGAGAGCAGUUUCAAUGGUUUUUUAGAAGUACAUGUAAAUUUACAUAAAAUGGCCAUUAAAAAUGUAAGUUGCAAAAACUGGUUUGACACAUAGUAAAAUGAACUUUUAAUUUUUUCUUUAUAAAUUAUAAAUUUGGAUGUUAUAGCUGACAUAAAUUGGCAGGAAAAAUGGAUAAUAAUCGGCAUUUGUGUAUUUGAUAGAAUCAUCUACUGGCAACUUUUGCACUGACACAAGUCUCUCACUCAUGUCACAAGUGUAAUUUUUGUAAAGAAUGAAAGCAUUUUAUAUAACUUUAGCAAGUUAAAAUGUGACAAUGUAUCCAAUAUGUGCACACUGUGUUUUCUGGCAUAUAGCAUGCAGUAGUUCUUUUUUAUUUUUUUAAGGAGAAAAAAGUUCAUUUAUUGGUCAGUUGUGAUAAAUUGUGUAAAAGAAAUCAUAAAAUGCCUUUAGAAAUGUUAAAAUAAAAAUUAUGUUUUCCCCUUCAUUGCCACAGAAAUUAUUUUUUACAGGUUGUUGUCUCAUUUUAACAGUUUAUUUGCCACAGUUCGUCUUGAUGAACAAGUACAGUAAACUCUUGAUACAAUAAAUUUGUGAUUGUCUGUGAGUUGAUCAUCCACUUUGCAGAUUAUCCGUGGUGUAUUCCUACCACUGAUUUUUGCUGAUGAAAUUUUUUUUUUAAGCCAGGAGUAGUCACAUUUGAGCAAUAAUCUCCUGUUACAGCAUGAGUGUAGUAAACACAAACAUUGCAAGUUCAGGGCAGUAUUUUGUUUCAAAGCAGUGUUAGGUAACAUGAAAUUAUUUUGUAAUGUAUUUUUUGUAAGUACUGAAUUUUCACAUGUACUAUGAUAAUUAAAGUAGAAUUUAUUAUAGACAUUAGUUAAUUUAAAUAUGACAUUGUAAUUAAUUUUUGUCUGCAGUUUUCAAGUACCCAAUUACCGCAGAUAAUCGAGAGUUUACUGUGCUUAAGUUUCCUUUGAAAGACUUUUUUAUCAUCCUGUACAAUUAUUAGUUUCACAAAAAUGAAAACUAUACUUUGUCCUUCCUAUCAUUGUUGUUAUAUUUUAAUCUCCAUUACUGUUGCCAUGCAAUUGCAAUUUUACAAGAAAAUGUGGGGCUGCAUUUAGUAGAAUAUCACAUGUUUCUUGUAUACAAAAAUUUCUAAAUUCAAUAUUAUGACUUUAAGGACUGCGAAGUAAACAACCAAACAAGUCUGAAGUCAUAGACGUUGGUGAAUGAAAAUUAGCUGACUAGUAUGCAUUAUACGAUGAAUCUCAUGUAAUCAUUGAUAUUCACUGUGAUUAAAAUAUGUUUUAU